GAGUAAAAGCACACCUUUUGCCAGGUACUGGGCGUUACACGCCCCGCACUUGGCACUACAUCAGUGUAUCAGGCACACCUGGUUGUGCAAUGCAGGCGUCUAAAAGCCGCUGAGCAGCGAAAGCGGAAACACCCACAGGGCGCUCCUGAGUGGCUCUGACCCACCCACCGGCGGGCGGCGCCGGGGAUGGGAGGUGGCUGUGCCCCAGGCUUCUGCGCGCUGACCCUCGCCUCCCGCGCCGGGCUCGCUAGAGGGGCGCCCCCCUCCACUGCAGCCUUGGGGGCCAGGCCCGGGGAGCCGCCGGGCAGCCAUGGCGGAGCCCGAGGCCGCGGCCGAGGACCUGGACGCCCUCAUCGACGACCUGGACUACCUCCCGGGCCACUUCCACCUGGAGAUGCAGCUGAACUUCGAGCUGCGCUCGCCGGUCUCGCUCCGCGCCCGGGACCUGAAGCUGCAGCGGGAGGGACUGCGGCAGGAGCUGGAGCUGGCAGCCGCUCCGCAGCGCCCCGCCGUGCGCCACCUCCUGGGAGCCUUCGCCUUCUACCUGGAGGAGCUGGACGAGGCCCGCGAGCGCUUCCUCGAGGUGGCCCGCGAGGAUCCGGGUAACCUCAACGCCUGGGCCAAUCUGGCGCACGUGUACGGGCGGCUGGGGCAGGAGGAAGAGGAGGAGGCGUGCGCCGGGCAGCUGGCCAGCCUCAUGGGCCUGGCGGGGGACCGCGGGGCAGCCGAGGACCCCCAGCUCCGCGCUGCGCGCUGCCUGGCGGAGCAGGGCUACGCACACGGCUUCGACGUGGGCUGCGCCAGCCCGGAAGAGCGAGCUCGCGUGCUGGAGGCUGGCAUCGCGCUCUACGACAAGGCGCUGGGCUACGCGCAGCAGAUCCCGAUGGAGGAGAAAAGGGGCUGGUACUUCACCAUGGCAACGCUCUUCAUCAGGUUAGAUGGCAUAUUCCUGGAGCUGGGCAGCGAGGAGCAGAAGAGGCUGCCAGCCUUCAACCGCACGCUGGCCCUGCUGCAGCAAGUCCUCAAGUCCUCAGACCCCCACCCCCGAGCUCUGGCCUGGUGCUACCUUGGGAUGCUGCUGGAGAGGAAGGACACCUUCUCCACCACGCCCAUGGGUGUCCAUGACUGCGGGUUUUCGGGAACCGAUCCCCUGGACUGCUUUGGCAAGGCCAUCGAGAUUGCCAAGGACCAACUUCCCAUCCUUAAUCGCCUAGCCAAAAUCUUCCACUUCCUCGGAAAGCAGGACAUGGCCAUUGGCACCUGCAACAUGGCCCUGGAUGUCCUACGAGAUCCAGAGCUCAACUGGCAGGCGUACUGCACAAGGGCCAAGAUCCACAUCAGAGCCUACCUGCACGACCUGGAGCGAGGCAAGCUGGGGCUUGGGGGCAUGCCUGACAGGAACCACCUGGCCUGCGCCAAGGCCGACCUCGAGGAAGUGGUCAAGGUGUGCCCAGGCCUCAAGACCUACCUGGACAUCGGCCAGGUCUACUACUACAUGGGCGUGGACGCCGUGCAGGAGCUGCUGGCGGUGGACGAGGCGGCGCUGAACCAGGCGCUGGUCUUCCUGGCCAAGGCCGGCGAGUCGGAGCUGGGCGCCACGCUGCCGGAGCUGCAGCUGCUGCGCGGCAAGUGCCUGCGCAUCAAGGGCGAGGAGGCCAACGCGGCGGCUUGCUUCAAGCGCGCCGUGGAGCUGGACGACGCGGGCUGCAGCCACGCCGAGGGCUUCGGCUGCCUGCUCGAGGCGCUGCUGGCGCAGUGGAGCCAGGCGCAGCUCAGCGACGGCGAGGUGGGCCGCGAGGUGGACGUGUGGCUGCGGCGCGCCCAGGACAAGUACCCGGCGGCGCGCCUGCGGCAGGAGCUGCAGCGCGUGUGGCGCGCGCACACGGACGAGGUGCUGGGGCUGGCCCGGGCCUUGGUGGCCCAGGGACGGCCGGCGCUGGUGCGGCUGCUCUUCGAGACCAUGGAGCACAAGGGCGAGGGCGCGAGCUCCCUGCGGGAGCGCCGCGCGUUCUCCGUCUGAGGGUCCCUGAGUCUCCCCGCCCUCCCCACCGCUCGGAGAUGGUUGGACCUGGUCCAGGCGCUGGAAACCGGCUCGCUGUGCCAUAGGCUGGUGGGUAAGUGGAGCCCAUCAGACUGUCUUCCGGGAGUUGGAAUGGGGACCUUGAGACACAAGGACAGUUGGACGCGUCCACGGAGGCAAAAGAGCCUGAUCCAGGACAGCAAGGGAGGCUGGGGGCAGACGCGAGAGGCCAGCGGGAAACUGCCAAUGGGAAGGCCCAAAUUGUGCAAAUAUGCAGAAAAGUAACAUGGCGUCUCCCAAGAGAUGCAGAAGAUAAUUGCCUCCAUUUGGGCAGGUACUCUAGUACCCAGGAGCCUGUUACUGGAUUCCCGUGAGCCACGCUCUAUCCUUAUAAUAAGGCCCCCUCUACUGGAGUAGGUCUCAGGUCUGGCAGUGGGAGAAGUCGUGGCUAGAACAGAGGGCACAGCUGCCAGAUAAGGGCAGGGCCGCAGCCUACACCUGGCUGCUCAGCGCUCUUUCCUUCCCUCUUAACAGUCUUCCAGCAGGCCUCAUUCUUGGCCAACUUGGUCUGAAAGACCCUCAAACUCCCUGAAAUAAGGCCCAUUGGUAGAAUCUUCCCUUGACUUCUGUAUUCUUAGGAGAAUGUAAGGGCCCCACCCAAGGAAGUGCACCCUGUGCCCAAUCUCAAACCUUCUACCAGACACUGAAAAAAUCUUGGAAUUUUACACUCUUGAAAUCGAAGUUAUAGAAUCAUAGAUGUAGAAUUUUAUUGUCAAAGACUUCAGCUUUGAUUGUUAGCAAAUCUGGGAACCAUCAAGCUAGAUUCUUAUGGUCUUACUAACAAGAGCUGCUGCUGCUGCUAAGUCGUUUCAGUCGUGUCCGACUCUGUGCGACCCCAUAGACGGCAGCCAACCAGGCUCCCCCGUCCCUGGGAUUCUCCAGGCAAGAACCCUGGA
Messenger RNA from Bubalus bubalis (water buffalo), 2976 nucleotides. RefSeq names its product tetratricopeptide repeat domain 22 (gene TTC22). The record is from RefSeq and is a predicted model, not a curated record. NCBI's taxonomy places the organism in Eukaryota, Metazoa, Chordata, Mammalia, Artiodactyla, Bovidae. Bases 311 to 2020 code for a protein of 569 amino acids. The transcript has 7 exons. Gene Ontology annotation, molecular function: protein binding.